CGGGGUCACCCCGUGGUGCCUCAGUUUCCCCAUCUGUGAAAGGAGGGCAAAACCAGCACCGUCCUCACAGGCUCCCCACGAGACUAGCAGAUUGGCCCAUGUGCUGUGCUUGGAAUACCUCACAGUCCGUAAUAAGCCCUCUGUGAUAAAGCAGGUUUCAUUUUGUGUUGUCUCCUCCAAACUGGCUCUUCCAAAAUAGGGUUCCCCGGGACAGAUCCCCCCCCCCCCCCCAAGUGACGUGGCUCUCUUCCUCAAGGUUCUCGUCCCUUCCACUUCCUGGAGUUGGUUUUUCCGGAGCAGGGAUUCCUUUUCCUGUUAACUCUGGGCAAGGGGAGUGUGAGGUCAGGGUGGAGCCAGGCACGGCCUUUUGACAUCGUCGGGGAAGGCAGCUGCCGGGCACAGGAUUGAUGAGAAAGUAGCCAUGAGGGUCCGCUCGGGGUUUCGGCUUCAAGGCAGCCAGGCUGUGCCCCCCCCAGCAGGAGACACCGAGCAAAGGAUAAAAAACAGUUUCUGAGGGGAAACUGGUGUUCUCUGGAAAACAGCCUCCCUGCUCCGCCUCCUUCGUGUGUUCCUGCAGUCCUGUCUCUCGGCAGAAAUGUCUGGAAAACAAUGACUCAUGUGCUGGACAACCUCUGCGCCCACCAAGGCCACACCCCCGGUCCCGAGCUGCCCCAGGAAGGCCCCAGUACCCCAGAGACCAGGCUGGCGCUGAGACUUCCCUGAAGUGGCGUCUUCUGAGCCCAGGACAUGUGUCUGUCUUCUGAGCCCAGGACACGGGAGCAGGGGAACCACUCUCCCUGGAUACACAGGUUUCUCAGUGAUGGUCCCUUCUGCCGGAUCUGCCAUGAGGGAGCCAACGGGGAGAGCUUGCUGUCUCCCUGUGGCUGUACUGGCACGCUGGGCGCCGUGCACAAGAGCUGCCUGGAGAAGUGGCUCUCCUCGUCCAACACCAGCUACUGCGAGCUGUGCCACACGGAGUUUGCAGUGGAGAAGCGGCCCCGGCCCCUCACAGAGUGGCUGAAGGACCCGGGGCCUCGGACGGAGAAGCGGACGCUGUGCUGUGACAUGCUGUGCUUCCUGUUCAUCACGCCCCUGGCUGCCAUCUCGGGCUGGCUGUGCCUGCGCGGGGCCCAGGACCACCUCCGGCUCCACAGCCGGCUCGAGGCCGUGGGGCUCAUCGCGCUCACCAUCGCCCUGUUCACCAUCUACGUCCUCUGGACGCUGGUCUCCUUCCGUUACCAUUGCCAGCUGUAUUCCGAGUGGAGAAGGACCAACCAGAAAGUUCGCCUGAAGAUCCGGGAUGCAGACGGCUCUGAGGGCACCCCGCACUCCUCGCUGGCAGCUGGACUCCUGAAGAAGGUGGCAGAGGAGACACCCGUGUGAAGGCCGGGCCAGCAGGGCCAGAGACAGCUGGCGACGCCCUGGUAUUUGGAAGGACGAAAUUGCCUGACCCUUCCUGCACGGCCAGAAUGCUUUUGAGGCCAAGAGCCACCAAGCGGAGCUGGUUCUGUGAUCCCACACGAAGAUGUUUUCCAAUUGUUUUGCACACCGUCGUACCUGAGGACAGAUGGACGUGGUCCUGAGCUUUGGACGGAGCAGGCACCCUGAUCUCGUCCUGAGGUCCACCCGGCCCCUUGUGGGCCAGCAGCCGUGGCCAUAGGUGAACCAGGGCGCCCAUGGGGCUGGGAGGUUCCGCAAGCUUCUUGGCGCUUCUCUGCACCCAGCAGGCUCGCUUUCCUGGCACCCUCGACUUUAUAAAGUUGCACUGCGUUUCAAAAACCCACCCUGAACGAAUAAAAGGAGCCCUUGCUGGACAAAA
This is a messenger RNA of Prionailurus viverrinus (fishing cat), 1819 nucleotides long. It is a transcript of the gene MARCHF2, whose product is annotated as membrane associated ring-CH-type finger 2. The record is from RefSeq and is a predicted model, not a curated record. The coding region runs from base 748 to 1383 and encodes 211 amino acids. The transcript has 4 exons. Gene Ontology annotation, biological process: protein ubiquitination. NCBI's taxonomy places the organism in Eukaryota, Metazoa, Chordata, Mammalia, Carnivora, Felidae. Gene Ontology annotation, molecular function: ubiquitin-protein transferase activity; zinc ion binding.